Microstroma glucosiphilum is the source of this 2602-nucleotide messenger RNA. RefSeq lists its product as hypothetical. Gene Ontology annotation, biological process: actin cytoskeleton organization. Lineage: Eukaryota; Fungi; Basidiomycota; Exobasidiomycetes; Microstromatales; Microstromataceae. Gene Ontology annotation, molecular function: actin binding; small GTPase binding. Bases 100 to 2526 code for a protein of 808 amino acids. The transcript has 3 exons. The record is from RefSeq and is a predicted model, not a curated record.
AGCAGGAUAGGCCGAGACUGAUGAGCUUGGAAGAUAGUACUGCGUUGGACGAUCUACAACGGAGAUUUGACAAGAUGCUGUCGCGAUAUACCCGCCGAUAUGAGAGCCAGUCUUUCGAGUCUCAAGCCGGCAGUGAAAGAAUCCCUGAUACGCAACCAAGCAUCCGUCAGCCUUGCCUCAUUAGGUGCACUUGGAGAUACCAGCAGACAUUACCCUCAAGCAGGCUCACCUGGCAAGACGAGUAGAACGAAUGGGACAUCAAAUAGAGACGAGCUACCUCGAACUUCGUCUCAUGACCAUAGAGGUCCACAAGCAUAUCCCUCGAGAGGUGGUCCGAGGAGACCAGCAGACGAGGUCUUCGGUGGUAAAGAAGAGGGUAGCAGGACUAGAGGCAGGAGCGUCUCCCCAUCCAAGUCACUUGCCGCGCCUCGCAACCCCUCACCGAGUCGUCCUACAUCAAGCUCUUCCUCUUCGAUCUCUCCGCCCAUAUAUUAUGCACGCAUGCUGCUCGAGACAUCCUCACAAAAGCUAGACGUUGAGAAGCUCCGCCGUUUGCGUGUUCUCCUCAGCACUGAGUCGCCUUCAUGGCUCGCAGACUUUCUAUUCACUGAGCGAGGCUACGAGGGCUUGAUGAGAAGGAUUGGAGAGCUCAUCGAGAUGGAGUGGAGAGACGAGAUCCAUGACGACAAGGCUCUUCACGAGCUGUUGAGAGGAUUGGUGGCUCUAGGAGCAACAGAUCGAGGCCGACUAGCCCUGACCUCUGCCAUCUUUCGGCCGUACCAUCCUCAAUUGGCUUCUCAGCCAGCUCGUAGCGCCCACCUACCCUCCACUACCUUGGUUGGCGCUCCGGCGAAGGAGGUAAACCCUCCAGAACUGCCAGUCGGAUGGGAGCGUCACCCUCCUUUCGGACCUCUCACCGCCCUGCUCCUCUCUGAACGCAAGCCGGGAGACCUCAAUACCCGCAAAUUGAUUAUAGAGCUUCUGCGGAUGAUCCUAUCUCUGGGUCUUCCCUCUGGCCUGAACCGAGAUGUCUUCGAUGGGCUGAAGGCAGAUCGAGAGGUAUCGGCAUGUUAUCAAGUCUACUCGGAGGAGCAUGACACCGUUUCGCCUCUACAGCUGUUACUGCUACUCUUGCACAACCCCAUCUCUCCCCGCUCGCUGUCCCUGCUGCCCUUCAUCUCCAAAUCACACCACCCACGGCCCUUCAAGACCUAUCUUUUGGAAAUUGCAUGCGUAGUGCGAGACUACUUCUGGAUCUUCUGCCAUGGACAAAAUCGAUUUUUCGAUUGGCGAGCGAUGGGAGAGGAUGGGAGAAGGAAAGUUGAUGGACCAAGCGUUCCUGGUGGGAUGACGGGUGGAGUCGAAUUUGAGGCAAUUGGCUACAUUACGACGCACCUGAAGCUCAUCAACUGCAUAGGAAAUUCCUUGUCAGUCUCGUCAUCGAAGGACUCAAGGACACCUCUCCUGUUUCACGUCGCCCUCUUCGACUCAGGAAUGGAGCGUCUGCUGCUCACACUACGGAGAGCAUCGCAGCAGUACUAUGGCCCGAUGCAUCUGGCCCUGGCCCACUACAUUCAUCUGGCCACGCAAUCAGGCUACAGACUUAGCGGUGAUGUGCAGAGCUGGUGUGAGAAGAGAUUGCAGCUGCGAAACGCUGUUGAGACCGAUGAUGGGCGCUUGGGUCUAGACUUCAGGAGCAUGGAGUCUCAGAAGCGGGAGGAGAACAGAGGCUCACGACCUGCCUCGCCGGUAAAAGCAUCGUUACGUUUGUCCGAUAAGCCGACACUGCCUGCGAAGCAUCGCCAAGACGCGGCAUCAAGGCCGGCUUCGCCGACGAAGGCGCGAGCUGCUCUGUCAAGCCCGCCUUGCUCUUCCGCUGCCUCUGCGUACUUGCCAUCAUCACCACCGAAGCUGUCAAACCGUCUACCGAAUGAUCAGGUUCAGCCGAAGACCGGCUCAGCGCCCUCAAGAAGCCCAGCAAAGCCCUCAAUCACAAUACCUUCCCCUGCCAGACCAGCAGCAAGCACCAUCCAUCCACCCGUCUCCCCUUCUCGUAACUCGUACGGGCAGGACAGCCUGAGCGGCCACUGGCUGGGUCAAAAUGCUACUGCACUCCUGGUAGCUAGUAGCAUCUCGAGCGAGAGCUUCUUCAAUGAAGCCUGGCCGACGGAGGAAGAUGCAGUUGCGUGCGGAGUGCCGUUGCCGGAGAGCCCUGUCAAGGCGGACGGCAGAGCAGAGCGGGCCUUUGAUUGGAAUGAAGCACCUCGAGAGAAGCUGCAAGAAGCAGCGGUUCAUGUCACUGUGCCUCCAGCACACAAAGCCAUGCCUGCACCCCCAAGCAGCGCAGCAAAUCAAUUCGGGGGCCCUGCGCGCUCGAUGGGAGGUUCACAUCAUGCUGGAGAAGAGGUCGCAAGGACAAGAGUAGCAGCACCUGUUGGGGUCGGAACGGCUCGGGAUCGUAUCCGACUGUGGGAAGGGCGAGCAGCAAACGCUUCGACUGGCAGUGGGCCUGGGCCUGGCAGGUAGACUGGACGAUAGCAGCCAGUAGCCCGGAGCUGUACGAUGUACUUAGUGACUCCUUUCGGUCUGGUCUUGCGAGAGA